Messenger RNA from Engraulis encrasicolus (European anchovy), 3376 nucleotides. It is a transcript of the gene adgrd2, whose product is annotated as adhesion G protein-coupled receptor D2. The record is from RefSeq and is a predicted model, not a curated record. Gene Ontology annotation, cellular component: plasma membrane. Gene Ontology annotation, biological process: cell surface receptor signaling pathway; adenylate cyclase-activating G protein-coupled receptor signaling pathway. Gene Ontology annotation, molecular function: G protein-coupled receptor activity. The coding region runs from base 1 to 3270 and encodes 1089 amino acids. The transcript has 25 exons. NCBI's taxonomy places the organism in Eukaryota, Metazoa, Chordata, Actinopteri, Clupeiformes, Engraulidae.
AUGUGCACAGGAAUCUUGAAGGGCUGUUGCUCUGACCUGAAGAAGGGGCAGCGGCAGCAGCAGCAGGAACAACAACAACAAAACAACACUGUGGUGGGUAGGAGCGAGCCCACUCAGCCCUGGCCAAAGAGAGGAGGACUGGAUUUGGAGGGUGGUGGUGAGGAAUUGGGGAGCAUGGACUCUGCACUGGUGCACAUGACCGGCGACAGCGUGUUCCAGCUCAUCAAUGCCUCUUUGAGCUUCCAGUGGGCCGAGCGCUUUUGCAGGACUCAGUUCAGCUUGCUGACAGUGAAGCAGAUGGCGGAGGAUGAGGAGGGGGCUCUGCUGCUGCUGAAGCGCUCCCAGCUGCGGGAGCCCGUCUGGGUGACGGACCCCAACAAACCCCGUGGCGGAGAAUCGGUGCCUGUCUUCACACAGUACGAGGUCCUGCCCACCUUGUCCUUCUCUCUGGAGUCCAAGGAAGGCCACGCUCGCCUGGACACCCUCUUCCCCCCUCUGCAGGCAGUGACGGUGUGCGCGCGCGUGCAGUGGGACCACCGGCACGACCAGGUGUCCACCAUCUUCUCCUACGCCGCCCCCGUCUUCAUCAACGAGUUCCAGCUACGGGGCCGAGCGGACGGCGCAGACCGCAAGGUCCUGCUGGCUCUCAUCGUCCAGGGCCACCACUGCCCGUACAAGGCCUACUUCCCCAAUGAUGGGGACUGGCAUCAGGUGUGCGUCAGCUGGAGGAACAGCGACGGGCUCUGGGCCAUACAUGUGGACGGGCAGAUACGGGAUACGGGGAGCAGGGUGGACACCACGACCCGGGAUAUCCACGGAGCGGGAAUAUUCAUAGUGGGGCAAGAUCAGGAUUCCUUUGGGGGUGACUUCACCGAGCCGUUUGUGGGGAAUGUCACGGAUUUGAACGUGUGGAAUGCGACCCUGGGGGAGGCUCAGAUCCACACGCUGAAGGCCUGCAGGCCUCUGGAAAACCUGGAUGCCGUCUUCAGCUGGAGUAGUCGGAAUUUGACCCUUCACGAGGAUGCAAAGGAAGUACAGGCCAACAUAUACUGUCCAGGGCUGCACAGCCAGAAGCAGAAAGAAGAGUGCGAAGUUCUGGAGGGCUGGUCCUCACACAACACCACACAGUACAGCAGGCAGCCCUGCUCCCAGGCUCUUCCCUUCGUCUGCAGAACCAGCAAAAAGCGUUAUCUAGCCAUGAAGGAGCUGAAGGGGGGCCAGAGUUAUCGACCCAGUCCCUUCAUGAGUCACCUGAUGCAGGUCACAGGGGAUUCACAGGUGAUGGAGGAGCCACAGGCAGCCAUGAGCUGGGACCAGGCCUCUCAGCUCCUGAACAUCUCCCAGCAUGCUCUGAGUGAGACCCAGGAGCCCUUGGAAGCGGCAGACGUGCUGUCUCUCGUGCAGAUCCUGUCUCGCGCUGCCGAGGUGCCGAGCGUGGCCGUGAAUGAGAGCGGAGCAACCGCAGAGCUUCUGAGUCAGCAGUUUAUCACAGUGGCCGACAGCAUCAUCAGCUCUGACAAUGCCCACAUGUGGACAGUGGUGAAAGAGGUGGCCAGUGGGCCGAUGUCUGUGGUGAGAAGCAUUGACCGCAUGGUCUCCAACCUAAACCCACUGCUGAUAGCUGAUAGAGAUAGUGUUCAAAUCCAGAGCAGCAACAUCAAACUACAGGUCCAGCAAAAGAGUCUGGGACAAACAUCUGAGACUUCCAACUUCUGUGGUCCCAACUUGGACAAUAGCACGGGCCUAGACUGCAUCUCCUUGUCAUCUCAGCAAAUGGAGGAACUCCAAAGCAAUGGGUUCAGGAAGGUCACACUGCUGAAUACCUGGUAUGGCUCACUGCAUGAAAUUCUGAACACAGAUGAAAAGAUUAUUACUUUUCCUGAUGUCAGUGAUGGGACACAAAGGUCUCUUGGAACCAUGCUGGGGUCAUCAGUCAUCUCCAGCACAGUCCUGGGGGAUGGACAGCCCAUCAGUAUGCCUGUACGCUUCCAGCUGCAGCACAAAGAACAGAAUCCCACAGGCUUGGUCUAUCAGCCCAUUUGUGCAUUUUGGGAUUUCAACCUCAUGCCAGAGGAUGGAGGAAGCUGGUCUUCUUAUGGCUGUGAGGUCCUCUCCACGCGAGAGGACUCCACCACCUGUUCCUGCAACCACACCACCAACUUUGCCAUUCUUCUACAGAUCUACGAAGUGGAGAGAAAUCCAGAGGAUGAGAAGGCCCUGCAGAUGCUGACCUUCACUGGAUGUGGGGUAUCGCUGUGUGGCCUCAUUCUCACCCUCAUCCUUUUCACUGCAGUCGGAGUGCCCAAAUCGGACCGCACUACUGUCCACAAGAACCUGAUUGUGGCUCUGGCCAUGGGGCAGCUGCUGCUGAUGUUCAGUGACUGGGCCUCGGCAAACCAUGAGGCGUGCAUGCUGGUGACGGCUCUGCUGCAUCUCUUCUUCAUGGCCUCUUUUAGCUGGAUGCUGGUGGAGGGCCUGCUGCUGUGGAGUAAAGUUGUGUCUGUCAACAUCAGCGAGGAGAGACGCAUGCGCUUCUAUUACGCACUGGGCUGGGGUCUGCCUAUUGCAAUAGUCACAGUGACAUUAAUGGUUUCACUCAACAAGUACAAGGCAGAGACACACUGCUGGCUGAACAUUGAAUCCAAUGUAAUAUGGGCCUUUGUUGGGCCUGUUCUCUUUGUGUUGGCGGUGAAUACUGUUGUGCUGUGCCGUGUGGUUAUGGUCACAGUGUCGAGUGCUCGCCGGAGAGCCAAGAUGCUCAGUCCCAGCUGUGCUUCCAAACCUCACACGUUUGACCUCACCUGGGCUGCAACUCGGCCUGUGCUGAUCCUGCUGCCCGUGCUGGGCCUCACCUGGCUGUGUGGGGUCCUUGUGCACACCUCGCCAGCAGUGGCAUACCUGUUCAUCAUACUCAACGCUUUUCAGGGCUUGUAUAUAUUCCUGGUGUAUGCAGUUUACAACAGUGAGGUGCGCAGUGCCAUAAGAAGGAUUCAGGAGAAGAGGAAAGCAUUGUCCUUUACAAACUGUUCUCAGCCCAUCAGCUUCCUGCCGUCCCAGAGGACCCCCGUGUCCUUCUGGGCCCAGAGUCUUCCCUCCCCCUCCAGCCUGGAGAGCAGCGAGGCCUCCUACCCCAACACCAGCACCACCUCCAGCUCGCUCGUCUUCAAGAACGAAAGUUUCAGGAAGGACAGCUUUGUGAGUUUUUCAAUAAGACCAUCUUCUGGAAAUCAAGUAGUUGAGCUGACUGCCUUCAAACCUUCAGGUUGCUGAUGCCCGAACUGUGCUAUUUGCAUAACACAUGGAAUUUGUGGAAAGCUGAAAAGCCUCAUGGGAUGAAGCAAAAAAAGACCAAAACACUGUACUCUCUCUCUGGCUA